AUGGUUUCUCUAUCGGUGAUUCAAUCCUCCAAUGCAUCUAUUUCCAAAGAGCUCCCAUCAGGCUUAGUGGCAGUAUUCGUCGGCGCAACCAGCGGAAUCGGUAGAGCGACUAUCUUAAAACUUGCCAAAUAUGUCCAGCAACCACGAUUCUAUUUCGUGGGACGCUCGCAGAGCGCUGCAGAUGAGAUCCUAGACCAGUUGCACCAAAUCAAUCCAGAUGGUCGAUACGAAUUUAUCAAAGCCGACGCGAGUCUGCUCAGCGUUGUAGACAUGGUUUGCGAAACGAUCCGGAAAAAGGAGACACAUAUCGACAUUCUCUUCCAGAGUCAGGGUACUUUGGACGUCAGUACAGAGACGUCCGAACGUCUGCCCCUAAUCAUGGCACUGAGUUACUACUCUCGCAUGCGAUUCAUCGCCAAUCUACUCCCCUGGCUACAACGAUCAUCCCUCGGCCGAGUCGUCACCGUCCUAGCCGGCACGAAAGAGGGACCCGUCAAUCCCACUGAUAUCCCCGGCAAGAAGGUCCUUCCUUGGAAAGCUCGCGGACAUCUUUGCUCAAUGAUUACCCUGACGCUGGAGCGUUCCUCCGAAUUGGCUCCGGGUGUAAGCUUCGUGCACAAUUACCCCGGUUUUGUGGCCACGCCGCUUGCAAAAUCGAUGAAAGGAGCGACGGGGGCAGUCAUGAGAUCGGUAUUCUGGUUCACAGGCUUAUUUUCCACGAAGGUGUACGUUUCUCUUGAUGAGACCGGUGAGAGACACUGUUUUUUGGCGACGAGUUCCAGGUUUUCGUCAAAGACACAGUCUGGGGGUUUGCUAGGUGGGACAGAGGUUGCCAUCGGUAGUGACGGGGCUGUGGGAAGCGGUGUGUAUAUCGUAGAUGAGGUGUGUGAAAGCGGCGAUGCAAAUGUGCAAAAUGUUUUGAGUGGGAUCAGACGAGACGGGAUACAUCAGAAGAUAUGGGAGCAUUUGCAGAAUGAGUUCUUGAGGGUGACGGGGAAGUCGGCGAUCCAGUGA
Molecule: messenger RNA, 1014 nt
Organism: Penicillium brasilianum
Lineage: Eukaryota; Fungi; Ascomycota; Eurotiomycetes; Eurotiales; Aspergillaceae
Source: the annotation of a GenBank genome assembly